UUAUUUAAUUUUUAUUAUUUUGAUAAUGUCAUGCAUGAGUACUGCACACACAUUACCACCACCCUCCUUUUUCCCUCAAAUUCCUCUUCUAACCACCUCAUUACAAACUCUAUGACCUCUUUUUGUUACCAUUCAAUAACUAGAUAUAAACACAUGAAUAUAUUAAUAAUCUAAUUUCCCCCACUACAUUGUAAACAUAAGUAAAUAACUUAUCACUCAGAAGAUACUUUUCAUAUUUACAAAGAUGAACGUGUAAAAUUAUGCAGAUUUAGAGUUAGUGGGAUUUUAGUAGUGAUCCAGUGUCAAAAUUUCAAUUUUACCAGAUGGGGAAGCAGAGGUGGGCUACCAUUGGCUUCCCUUGGCUCUCAGCUCCAUAAUGAAGCAGAGGAAAACCUGCCUGCCUACCUGAGCCUGGAUGGGUCCUACUAACACAAGCACUGAUUGCCACAUGGAUACUAGAUUAUAAAUUAGUAUUUGUGCCUUUGUCUUUGAGGAUUUUGUAAUCAGAGACCAUAUCAAACAGAGCUGCAAACAUUUCUUAGAAAGAAAAGUCUUCUUUUAUUUUUCCUGAACAAUUAACUUUCCUUUCAGCAAGAAACCAAGUUGGAACUUGAGAAGCUGACAUUGUAGUUCCAGUGUCUCUUCACUCACAAUUCUGAGAGAGGGAGGGAGAGGGGGAGAGAGAGAGAGAGAGAUAGAGAAAGGGGGGGGGGAGAGGAAGAGACAGAGAGAGACAGAGAGAAAGAGAGAGACAGAGAGACAGACAGAGACAGAGAGAAUAUUUUAUUUGGGGAAAUCAAUUUACAUGUGAUUACGUUUCUGAAGUGUAAAUUUUAGGAAUCCACGACAAAAGGCAAAGACUCAAAAGAACCUAUUCUUAAAAGUAAGAUUCUCUCCCAGGCACCAGAGAGUAACAAUUUAUGUCUUGAUAUAUAAGUAAAGUAAAUUUUAUACUGAAUACUAAAAGUAGAUGCAAGUUCAGCCACUGAAUUCAGUCCAAUAAGUUAUCCCAAAUGGAAGCCGCUAUUGCUGCUUCAUACUUGCUCCAUGUGAAAGAAAUCUGUCACAGAGUCAGUUCCCUCACGUUCAGCAAAUUGUCCAAAAUGGAAUCGCUUGAGAGGAUUCGUACACUCCAAUAAUGAAGAGAUGAGCAAAAUGUAAAGAUGGAUGCAUUUCCUGAAUAAUGCAUGCUGUCUCCCAAACCACUCUAACGAUAUGGAAGAGAAAAAUCUGGGUUGCUAGAUUUAUGGGCUAGCUAUUUUACUUGUAUUUCAUUUUUAUAUAUGCUUUAUACUUUUACAACAAGUAAAAUUAUCCCCCAUCAAAACGCUAUUUCUAUUCAAACAGAACAAAUAUCACAUUCACAAGAAGCCAGGGAUCACAGAUGUUUGAAAAGUAAAGGUUUCUCUUCACCCAGAUUUGUUAUUAUGACCAUUGUGGGUAAAUACAAUUUUUGUAGUAUCACAAUCAGCAAAGGUGGACAGCUGACACGUGGCAACUUCCUGGACAGAGUAACUGGGGCAGGAAGACAGCCCUUAGCUAACCACACCCCCCACACAGCUACCCAACACCCAGGUCUCUGUUCUCUGCUCCCCAAGUGCUGAAUUUAUCAAAACAUCAGCGGGCAAAAUGGCUGUGCAGGUAAGGAUGCUUGCUGAAUGAAAAUCAUGAACACCAGAGUUCAAGCCCCAGGACCAACGUGCUUGUGGGAGAAUACCAACGCUGGAAUAUGUGUCUCCCUCUUGCCCUUUCACUGAUGAGCAAUCCUCUGAGUACUCAGAAAUCAGGGACUGGGACAUUGCUUAUGUUCCAUUUACCAAAUAUAUAUUCCUCUGCGCACCUCGGAAAGAGCCACCUGCAGGUACAUGUGGGUGAAAUUAGUGACCUUUGAUAAUUAUAGCCCACAGUGCUCCACUUCUAAAGUAGGCUGACUUUCUGAUUUAUAACAUGGUUCCAGGUUCCAGGCUCCACGCUGAGUAUAAGUUCUUGCAUACAGGUGGAAGGCGAAUGGAGAGGAUCAGAACCUUAAUCUCACCCUUGUUGCCCCCUCCCCUUAUCUCGUGUUUGGACAAAUGCUCAGGGAAACAAUUUUGUAAUGAGAAUGGCUUGAAUGGCGAGGAAGAAAGUAAGAUUUUUUUUAAAUGUAUGCAGUAAAAAAGAUGUGCAAAGAAGAACCUUGUGUGGUUAAUGUCGUUUUUUACAAAUCUUUAGGGAUUCCAUUGCUUUACCCAAGCAGCCAUCUGGGGACUCCAAGCUGGAGGUUAAAGCCUUUCUAUUGCCUUAAGACAUCAGGCGCACACCCUUGGGUCACCAUGUGGGACAAACGUCUCCCAUGCAGACAGGUGUUGCACACGCCCAGUGGGGCUCCAGCCGGGGAUCCCCCUCGCACCCCCUCCCCUGCUACCCCUGCUUUCUCGAAGUGCUGGAGCAUGCCUAGUGGCCACUCUGGAGCCACCGAGGGUUUUUGCACUGGCUCACGCUCCGCUUCUCCGGGUUUUAUCCAGAGCCCGCGGGGGGUGGGCGGGGGUGCUGGGGUGGGGGAGCCCGCAGAGCCCGGCGGCUUGGGCUACACGAGUGGGGAGUGCGUACGGGUUGUCUCCCGCGCGCUUUACGGUUGCUCGGGAGAUGCUGGAGCGCAGAGCCUGGUUGUUGCUGCUGCUGCUACUAUUGCUUCUGCUGCUGCUGCACCUGGCGCGCUGAGCACCGUGCGGGGAGCCCCCGAGGGCCGGCGGCGGUGCGGGUACGCGGGUGGCGGACUGCGGUAGAAUGAAAGCCUGGCUCCUCCGGCGUUGCAAGCCACCGCUCCGGCGCGAUCAGGUGCUGGCAGCCAGCCGCCCGCCGCUCCACUAACUUACCACUUGGUCGCGUCUGGUGUCUGCAUUUUCGGGUGGUGGUGGGGGGCGGGGACAGUGGGGAGUCCGAGGAUCUGCUGUAGUCGAAAAGAGGGAUCCUGCAAAAAGGGGAGCCUGCUUGCCUCUGCCGCCACUCUCCGUCCCCUCCCUGGCGCUCCCCACCCCCCACCCCACCGCUGCCGCCGCUCUUCCCUUCCGCCAAUUCCGAGAGCGACGGGGCGUCUGUGACAUGCGAUCGCUUGCCAAGUGACGGUCCCCGAGUGUGAAGUGCCCGCGAGGAAGUGUGAGCUCCGACGCGGGCGGCGAGGGGAUGACAGCCAUGAAGCAGGAGCAGCAACCCACCCCUGGGGCCAGGGCAACCCAGUCGCAGCCAGCGGACCAGGAACUGGGAAGUAACAGCCCUCCCCAAAGAAACUGGAAAGGAAUUGCCAUUGCUCUACUGGUGAUCUUGGUAGUAUGCUCCCUCAUCACAAUGUCUGUCAUCCUGUUAACACCAGAUGAGCUAACAAAUUCUUCAGAAACAAGACUGUCACUAGAGGAGCUUUUGGGAAAAGGGUUUGGACUUCAUAAUCCAGAAGCUCGAUGGAUCAAUGAUACAGAUGUGGUAUAUAAAACCGACAAUGGGCACGUCAUGAAGCUGAAUGCAGAAACAAACGCUACCACGUUGUUAUUGGACAACUCAACUUUCGUAACUUUUAAAGCAUCCAGACACUCACUUUCCCCAGAUUUAAAAUAUGUUCUCCUGGCAUACGACGUCAAGCAGAUUUAUAUUUUUGAAAACAAUAUCUACUACCAACCUGAUAUCAAGAGCAGUUCUUUAAGACUGACAUCUUCAGGAAAAGAAGGAAUUGUUUUUAAUGGGAUUGCUGACUGGUUAUAUGAAGAGGAACUUCUGCAUUCUCAUAUUGCUCACUGGUGGUCACCCGACGGAGAGAGACUUGCCUUCCUGAUGAUAAAUGACUCCUUGGUGCCUAACAUGGUUAUACCUCGGUUUACUGGAGCACUAUACCCCAAAGCAAAGCAGUACCCAUACCCCAAGGCAGGUCAAGCGAAUCCAUCAGUGAAGUUAUAUGUUGUAAACCUGUAUGGACCAACUCAUACUUUGGAGCUGAUGCCACCCGACAUUUUUAAAUCAAGAGAAUAUUACAUCACCAUGGUUAAAUGGGUGAGCAACACCAGGACAGUGGUCAGAUGGUUGAAUCGUCCUCAGAACAUCUCCAUCCUCACAGUCUGUGAGUCUACCACCGGGGCAUGCAGUAGGAAAUACGAAAUGACAUCUGACACCUGGAUCUCUAAACAGAACGAGGAGCCAGUGUUUUCUAGAGAUGGAAGCAAGUUCUUCAUGACUGUUCCUGUCAAACAAGGUGGAAGAGGAGAAUUCCACCACAUAGCUAUGUUCCUGGUCCAGAGUAAAAGCGAGCAAAUUACGGUGCGACAUCUGACAUCAGGAAACUGGGAAGUGAUAAGGAUCUUGGCCUAUGAUGAAACAACUCAAAAAAUCUACUUUCUGAGCACAGAAUUUUCUCCCCGAGGGAGACAGCUAUACAGUGCUUCUACUGAAGGACUAUUGAGUCGUGAUUGCAUCUCAUGCAACUUUAGGAAAGAAGAUUGCACGUAUUUUGAUGCCAGCUUUAGUCCCAUGAAUCAACAUUUCUUGUUAUUCUGUGAAGGUCCAAAGGUCCCAAUGGUAAGCCUUCACAGCACAGACAACCCAUCAAAUUAUUACAUCUUGGAAAGAAAUUCUAUGAUGAAAGAAACUAUUCAGAAGAAGAAGCUCGCAAAGAGAGAGAUUAGAAUACUUCACAUUGAUGACUACGAACUUCCUUUACAGUUGUCCUUUCCUAAAGACUUUUUGGAGAAAAACCAGUAUGCUCUUCUACUAAUAAUAGAUGAAGAACCAGGAGGCCAGAUGGUGACAGAAAAAUUUCAUGUUGACUGGGAUUCAGUUCUUAUUGACACCGAUAAUGUCAUUGUAGCAAGAUUUGAUGGCAGAGGAAGUGGAUUCCAGGGCCUCAAAGUUUUGCAGGAGAUUCACAGAAGGACAGGCUCAGUAGAGGCAAAGGACCAAAUAGCAGCUAUAAAAUAUUUACUGAAACAGCCAUAUAUUGACUCCAAAAGAUUAAGCAUUUUUGGAAAGGGAUAUGGGGGAUACAUUGCAUCAAUGAUCCUAAAAUCAGAUGAGAAGUUUUUCAAAUGUGGAACCGUGGUUGCACCCAUCUCAGACAUGAAGUUGUAUGCCUCAGCUUUCUCUGAGAGGUACCUUGGUAUGCCAUCAAAGGAAGAAAGCACUUACCAGGCAUCCAGUGUACUGCAUAACAUUCAUGGUUUAAAAGAAGAAAAUUUAUUAAUAAUUCACGGAACUGCUGAUACAAAAGUUCAUUUCCAGCAUUCAGCAGAAUUGAUCAAGCAUCUGAUAAAAGCUGGGGUGAAUUACACUCUGCAGGUCUAUCCAGAUGAAGGAUAUCACAUUUCAGACAAGAGCAAGCAUCAUUUUUACAGCACAAUUCUCAGAUUCUUCAGUGAUUGCCUAAAGGAAGAAGUAUCCGUGCUGCCACAGGAACCAGAAGAAGAUGAAUAGUGGACUACACUUAUACAGAGCUGAAGGGAGUAUUGAGGCUCAAUGAUACAGAACCAAGAGACUGCCUUGUUGUAGACGCUCCAGAAUUCUAAAGGCAGCUUGAGGAGGUGAACAUGGAACAGCACACUCAGACAGUGAACUUGAACUUGAAGACAGACGUCCUCACUACUGUGCUGCCAAGGGUGCAGAAGGUGUUUCAUUGUAAUGGGAAAUUGCAAAGGUUGCUUUCCUGGGGAAAAAAUUAGUUUCACAUUAAAGUAGGAAUAGUGCAUGUUUCCUUCCGUUAUCCCCUUUUGUUCUGUGACUAGUUACCCUCACUUUGAUUUCAAUGGUCAUGAUCACCUUUGCAUAAAGUGCAUAGCGUACCAUCAGUACCAUAGUCCCUGAUCUUUGAUGGCUGAGCUGCAAUCUAACAUGUUAAUGUAACUUUAUAAUAAGUGCAAUUCUCUCAUUGUCUAUUAUUAUGCUUAAGAAAAUAUUCAGUUAAUAAACAAAAAACAGAGUAUUUUACAUAAAGUUCUGUUUUUAAAAAGGUAUUAUUAAACGAGUAAAGGCUAUGUAGAAAUAUGGAUUUCAGCACCUUCCAAAGUUCAGGCAGUUGUCAGUAGGUAGAAUACUUUUAAAUCAACACACACGAGUGUUUGUCUCACAGUAUAAUAUAAAUAUAUAUAUAUACACGCACGUGUGCAUAUGCAGUGAGUCUAUCUUUAUAUGUUACUCAUGCUACAAAGGGUAAACUUUAAUGAAUGACAGUGGAUACUCUUUUACAGGCUACAAUGGAUGCUUCUUUAAUGAGCCAAAUAUGAUGAGACCCUUUUGUUUCCAGUUCAUAUUCUAGCAAUUGCUUUCCUAUAAAUGUUUGGGUUGUGUUUGGUAUUGUUUCUAGUGGUUAAUAGUUUUCUAGUUGCAGUUUACUUUUUUGAAUAUGAUAUCUUGUCACAUGUAAAUUAGAUAUUAAAUAUUAAAUUAUAGUUUCUGAUAAAGGAAUUUUGUUAAACAAAUGCAAUGCCACUGAGUGGCACUUUGCUCUCUUGGUGGAGAAGGCUUUUUUAAACACUCAGACCUUUUACUUCAAACUCUCAGUGCAGUAAAGUCAAUUCUCAAUUCAUUAUAAAAGCAAAAAUAAGAAUUAUUUCAUUUUUCUUCAGAGUCUAAGUAGAAGUCCAUGCCUGCUCAAUGCAUCUCUUGCUAUUUAACUAAGCCCUUGUUGUAAAAAUUAAAAAUGAAGUCAUUUUUACUUAUUGCUCCCCCUCCCCCAAACAGCAGUAUGUACCUGGUAUUGCUUUUAAAUGGACAGUAUAUGGGGCACCAAAUCCUACAGUGAGUCAAUUUGGAGCAGGUAGCACCUGAGCAGGAAAACUAAACUUAACUCUACGGAGUUUCAGUCACGAGAGAGCAGGCAGCCUUGGUGGCUGAAGUCCAGUGUGUUUUCAGUCCAUAUAACGAAUAUUACAGAAUAUGAUGCAAAGUCUGAAACCAAAGUCUGAUACUCAGAAAAUCCCAGUGGCAUAAUGUCUAGACACAGCAUAAAAUCUGUUCUUUGGUAGAGCUGGGUUCCUCUAUUCUCUGAAAACCAGGAAGAAAGGUUUAAACGUAAGGAAUUUGUCCAGCUACCCUGGGCUUCAUCAAAUGCACAACCCAGGAUUCUGAGGUGUGCUCCUGGGACUGACUUGGUUCUCCCUCUUUUCUCUUUAGUGCUUUGGAAUUGUGUCUUCUCUGCCCCACUAGAUUCAGUUUAAUAAAGGAAAGAUGCCCUCUCCAGAAAGACCCAUUUUAGGUCUUUUUCAAGGAUAGUGAACACAUUUUUUAACAAAAUAGGUUGUAAUGUUUCCAAGGAAAGUUUUGCCUAUUUUAUUAAGAUGGACGUUUCUUUUUAGGCUGAUUUGAAGUCCAACUGAAGCUUUUUAAUCAAUAUUUUAAAAUUCAACCACUAGAGAUUUUUAUGAUGCGAAUAAUUAUGUUGUCUGAAAGAUGUGGUUUUAUUGAAUGUCUAUUUGAGUAACAUUUAAAAAGUGUUUACCUUUUCCUGUCCAUCGUUUCUCUUGUUUAUGGUUAUUAUCAAUGUUUAUCUAUUUUUUGAUUAAUUUAAUACAGUUUGUAAUGUGAAAGUUGCUUGUCUGGGACCACGUUCACCUCACAGCACUAAUGGAUCUCACAUGAGUACACAAUGUUUAAGAGGAAGAUAGACAGUUGUCCUCUCUAUGAUUUCGGGAGUUCUUCGUGACUGGGCUAUGACACACAAAGGAAAUGCUCAUUGGUAUUUUCUCCUACUUUACGUUGCUGGAUUAUAGAACAGGACAGGAUUUUACAUGUUUGCCACAGUUGCACCCCAAUAAUUUUCUGCAUAUUCACAAAUUCUGACGGUUUCCUGAGACUUCAAUGGCACGCUUCCUCCAAAAUUUCUCCUUCAUAUUUAAGUAAAAUUUCAAAUCGCUACAUUUCCAUUGUGAGAGUCGUCAGGAGUAUUAACUCAGAAAAGAACACAUACCCUUCGAAACUCCUUUGAAAGCAAUUUUGUUUUGCCCACUUACAUUCAGAGCAUUUAUGGACUCACUCACUAGGGACUGAGGAGUAGCUUAUUAGUGCCUCUUGCGUUGCUAGGAUAAAUCACUGUGAUCAAAAGCAACUUACAGAAGAAAGGUUUAUUUUAGCUUACUGUUACAGCUGUCAGGGAAUGUAUGGCUGCAGGAGAAUUGAGGGGUUGGCUGGUUGUUUAGAAGCAGAUAUAGAACAAGAAAUGGGACCAGGCUAUAAACCCUCAAAUCUGCCCCAGUGCUGUACUUCCUCAAGCAAGGUACCACAUACUAAAGGUACCAUAACCAUCCCGCCCCCCACAAAAAGCACUGCCAUUUGAGACCAAGUGUUAACAUACAUGAGUCUAUAGAGAACGUUUUGCAUUCAAAUCACAAAAGGAGGUUGUGUUGCUCUGUAAAGUGUGAAAGGAUGAGGAUGCAGUUCAAAACAUGAACCUCAGCUUGCAGCUCAGCACAGACACUCCCAAUAAACGUCAUGUUAUAGAGGUAUAAGAAUAAACACUGGUUGAUUACCAUAUGGAGAAUGAUUCAAACCGUUGCCCUUCAAGUGAGACUUAGGCAUUGGUCUCUAACAGAUAGAGAAUGAGUAGAGAAAUUUCUCACCAGAUGAUGGCUUUGAAAUGGGUGUUACAAGACUAGAGACAUGCUUCAGGGUUCAAAAGUGCUUACGUCUCAUGUGAAGGGUCCAGGUAUCCACAACUGGGACCUACAACAGCAUUUAAAUGCCACUUCGAGUUUAUAGCGACUCUCUUCUGGCCUUUGUAAGAACAUUCAUGUGCAUGGAGCACCUACAGCAAAGCAGGAAUAUGUGUGCCUAUAAGAUACACAGGCACACACACAAUUAAUAUUUUAAAUAAAGUUACCUAUAAAUGA
Messenger RNA from Rattus norvegicus (Norway rat), 8837 nucleotides. The record is from RefSeq and is a predicted model, not a curated record. NCBI's taxonomy places the organism in Eukaryota, Metazoa, Chordata, Mammalia, Rodentia, Muridae.